Molecule: messenger RNA, 1140 nt
Organism: Mya arenaria
Lineage: Eukaryota; Metazoa; Mollusca; Bivalvia; Myida; Myidae
Product: G-protein coupled receptor dmsr-1-like
Exons: 1
Coding region: 1-1140 (379 amino acids)
Biological process (GO): G protein-coupled receptor signaling pathway
Cellular component (GO): membrane
Molecular function (GO): G protein-coupled peptide receptor activity
Source: RefSeq, a predicted model, not a curated record
AUGAAUACAACAGCAGCAAUAGCCACCACCUCAGGCCCUCCGACGAUCGUUUACCAUACAGAAACCCUGGACGCAUAUAGCAGGUGGUAUAGCACCAUUCAUGGCUAUGUAAGCAUUAUAAUAUGUGUGUUUGGUAUUCCAAUGAAUAUCAUAAACAUUAUAGUGCUAACAAGGAAGAAAUUACAGACACCCAUCAACAGUGUGCUGACUUGGUUGGCAGUUGCCGACACGGCAACAAUGAUGUCCUACGUUCCUUUCGCCUUUCAUUUCUACAUUAGCUACUCUGCUAACAGUAUAUCAGCGGAGAAAAACACGUGGGGAUGGAUGCACUUCCUGCUCGUGUAUCUGAAUUUCUCCUCUACUGCUCACACAAUUUCAAUAUGGCUGUGUGUAGCCCUUGCAAUAUUCCGUCAUAGUCAUAUACAUUCACCGGCCAAAGGAAAUCUAACAAGAAUGCGGCGCAUAAUUCGUGCGAGAGUGGUUGUUGGAAUUAUAUUCAUUGCGUCCAUUAUUCUGAUGAUUCCAAACUAUCUUAGUCAUUCACUUGACGAGUGGACGUGGAAGGACAAUACUACAAUCUAUGUUUUUGAAAACUGGAAUUUGGGUUCCGGAAACGUGAAGCCUAUGAUUCUUGUCAGUUUAAUUUUAUAUAGCUGUCUGGCUAAGCUAGUUCCAUGUGUUUUGAUUAUAAUCUUCGGUGCUUUGUUGCUUAUAACCUUAAAUAAUACAAGAUUAAAAAGCAAAAAGCGGAUGUCAGGGAACGGGUCAGUUAACCAGCCUUCUCGGAGAAGUCGUGAUAUGUCAAGGACUACAAUCAUGUUACUGAUAGUCAUUGUUCUAUUCCUGAUCACGGAACUGCCACAGGGCGUGCUAAUCAUGUGUUGUAUAUUUCUUAGAGAUUUCUUUGAGGAAGUUUAUAUUCCGCUUGGAGAUUCCAUGGAUAUCAUUGCUUUAGUUAACAGUAGCGUAAACUUUAUACUCUAUUGCUCUAUGAGUCAUGAGUUUAGACGUACGUUUAUUAAUCUGUUUUGGAAAUGUGGGAAAAGACGUAGACCACAAAGGUCACUUGUGUCUAGCCACUACAACAAUGAUCAGCUUCAUGCAUCAUUGACCGAGUUCUCGCCGCUCAACCACGAAUGA